Molecule: messenger RNA, 2920 nt
Organism: Phacochoerus africanus (Common warthog)
Lineage: Eukaryota; Metazoa; Chordata; Mammalia; Artiodactyla; Suidae
Gene: TSPAN9
Product: tetraspanin 9
Exons: 7
Coding region: 521-1513 (330 amino acids)
Cellular component (GO): membrane
Source: RefSeq, a predicted model, not a curated record
GGAAGCCCAGCGGUUGCAGCUGCGGCGGAUCCCUCGGCACUGCCCGCCGCGCGCCGGGGCAGCCCAGGGCCGAGGCAGCUCCGCAAAGUCGCGGGGCGAGAGGAGGCGGGCGCCGGCAAAGUGGCCGGACCGGGCCGGGGUGGGAGAGGUGUGCCCGGGAGCCUGGAGCCCAGCGCCCUGGUGCCUCGCGUGGAGCGGCCGUGCGCCCCGGAGGCGAGCUGACGCUCCGGAACGAGAAAUCAAAUAGCAGCCUCCCCAAAGACGCUAAGUUACGCAGGCCAGCCUGUUCCCGGGGAGCGCGCGUGGAGCCGCAUCGCAGAAUCCUCCCGGGCCGGCCGGCCGGGAGCCCAGCGCCUGACCCCGAGCGCGGGGCUCGACCGGCGGUGCGCCCCGAGACUGAGCGAGGGCGUGCAAGGCUCCUCCGACCCGCCCGCAGCCUGUGCCCGACUCGGGCGCCCCCUCUGUCCCACUCCGGGAGCGAUGCCCCCCGCCCCCUGCGCCCCCCGGGAGCGACACGAGCAUGGAGAAGUCGAGUAGUGAGGAUUCUUCGAUCCAUCGGAGUCCAUCUUUGGACAGCAAGGACUCAGACUUUGCCAAGCCGUCCACCUCGGGCCGCCCGUUCGGCCGCGGCUUCACUGCCGGCGCUUUCUAUGGCACCGCGGGCUCCCGCGGCCAGAGCCGCGCUGAGGCUGGUGUGAAGACCGACAAGUACAAUGCACCCAAAGGCAGCAAGUACGUGGUGUUUUACCUGGACCUGUCCUUUGUUUUCCUCCUAGAAUUUAAGAAGUGCAACAUGGCCAGGGGCUGCCUCUGCUGCUUGAAGUACAUGAUGUUCCUCUUCAAUUUGAUAUUCUGGCUCUGUGGCUGUGGGCUGCUUGGAGUGGGCAUUUGGCUCUCCGUGUCCCAAGGCAACUUUGCCACCUUCUCCCCCAGCUUCCCCUCGCUGUCUGCAGCCAACCUUGUCAUCGCCAUAGGCACCAUCGUCAUGGUGACGGGCUUCCUGGGCUGUCUGGGGGCCAUCAAGGAGAACAGGUGCCUCCUCCUCAGUUUUUUCAUCGUCCUGUUGAUCAUCCUCCUGGCGGAGCUGAUCUUAAUUAUCCUCUUCUUUGUCUACAUGGACAAGGUGAACGAGAAUGCCAGGAAGGACCUCAAGGAAGGUCUGCUGCUGUACAACUCGGAGAACAACGUGGGGCUUAAGAACGCCUGGAACAUCAUCCAGGCUGAGAUGCACUGCUGUGGUGUUACCGACUAUACAGACUGGUACCCCGUGCUGGGGGAGAACACGGUUCCUGACCGCUGUUGCAUGGAGAACUCCCAGGGCUGCGGCCGCAACAGCACCACCCCGCUUUGGAAGACGGGCUGCUACGAAAAGGUGAAGAUGUGGUUUGAUGACAAUAAGCACGUGCUUGGCACGGUGGGCAUGUGCAUCCUGAUCAUGCAGAUCCUGGGCAUGGCCUUCUCCAUGACCCUCUUCCAGCACAUCCACCGGACUGGGAAAAAGUAUGACGCCUGAGCGGGCUGGCCGCGCGCCCCGGCCCACGCGGACACUGUGCCAGGGAGGAAGACUUCAGCUGUGUGUCGCCUGCCCACACCCUACAGACUGCUGACCUCUGCGCCCACCUCCCGGGUCCGCCUCCCGCCACCUGCCUGGGCCUUCUUGGUGGGCGGAGGCCGGGGAGGAGAAGGCGUGGAGACCUUGGGGUGCCCGGGCAUCCAGAUUCCUGCAUCUGUGUAUUUGCCAAAGAAGACAGGGUGGGCGGGGGGCAUGCUCUGGGAGCCCCCGGCACUGAUGCGUUACUGCCCUGCCCUUCCUCAGCUGACACUUUUUCCCCUCGUGGGGGGCGCAGUGUUGCCUCCUGGUGGAGAGACUGCCCAGCGGAGAGGGAUGCGCUGGCGGGGGUGGGGCUGAGUGCCUCCUGCCAGGCCCCUGGGAGUGUCUCGCCCAGGCUUUUUAUACCUUAACAGUGUAACUUUUUUAUUUUAUUUUACUCUGAUUACGAUUAUUCAGGAAUACGCUCUCUCAGAUAAGUUUAGGGUUAGCUUUCUGAUUCAUAACUUUUUACUGCGUUGAUUUCUGUAAUGGUUUGAUUUUCUUUCUGAGGGUGGGGAUGGGUGGGGACAGAGGAUGUCCGUCCGGUUUCCAUCGGGACAGACCACUGCACACACUCAGGAGGCUCUCGCCAGGGUGCACUGAGCGGCGGGGAGGGAAGCCUGGGAGAGAAGCCUGGGAGAGGGAGGUGAGAUGGAGGCGUGGGGGGGCAGCGUGGGAGCGGCCGGCGCGAGAGGCCAGGGCAGGGGUCCUCUGGGGCUGAGGGUGCUUUGCUGGGAAUGAGGCCAAGUGGUCAUGGGUCCUUGUGUGUCAUUGAUGAGCAGUUCUUUUUCCCUAUUUCUUCCCUCCUGGCCUCUGGCAGCCGGGAGGCUCCCCUACCACCCCCUGCGGGCAUUCCUGCCACAGGUUCUGCAAACCGGUUACUUUCACAGACAUUCCUGCUAGAAACUCUGGGACAAAUACCUCUUUAGUUCAGAUGCUGCUCACUCUCUCACGUUGCUUCUGGAAGGGGAAGCAGUCCUUCCGCAGAGCUGCUCAGACAGUGACAGGGGACCCAUGACCCCAGAGAGGGGAGGGGAGGGUGCCACUGGGCUGCUGACUCCCUGCUGGGGGGGAGGGAGGUCCAUCUGGGUCCCGGGACCCUCCUCUCCCUCCUGGGGCUCAUUGAGGCUAGGGUGGCAGGCAAUCAGGAUCUCGGUGACCUUGAGGGAAAAAACAGAAACCCAAGAGCAGUGAGAUGGGACUCUCUCCAGUAGCCCCAGGACAAGGCAGUCUGAGUCAGGGCCUGGAGAUGGCCGGGGUAGGGGGCACUCGGCUGCAGCAAGGUGCCCACACCAAGGCUUAUACUGGUCUAAGAAAGUUGUGCAGUUU